This is a messenger RNA of Grosmannia clavigera kw1407, 1923 nucleotides long. RefSeq names its product cation efflux family protein. The transcript is spliced from 2 exons. Lineage: Eukaryota; Fungi; Ascomycota; Sordariomycetes; Ophiostomatales; Ophiostomataceae. Gene Ontology annotation, biological process: zinc ion transport; intracellular zinc ion homeostasis. Gene Ontology annotation, cellular component: Golgi apparatus. Gene Ontology annotation, molecular function: zinc ion transmembrane transporter activity. The coding region runs from base 1 to 1923 and encodes 640 amino acids. The record is from RefSeq and is a predicted model, not a curated record.
AUGGCGUCCGAAACAACGCCACCGUCCGCCCGCGUCGACGCUCCACCGCAGACGACAGCACAUGCACAGUUGCCAUCACAGACACCGUCUAUUGUCUUUGCGCCAACAUCUGACGGUGAGAGCGACGAGGACGGCUUUCCGAUCGAGAUCGACGACGCCUUGACUCCCUUCCAGAAGCAGCGGCAGUAUGACGAGAUCCAUCCCCACGAUGCCGCCCUGUUGCGACGCAGCCACUCGCCCCAACUCAUCUCCCUCUCCUCCUCAACGCCCUAUCCAGCGCUGUCAACGUCGCCCUCCUCGUCGGCGGGUCUGCUCAGUCCAGACGCCUUUAGAACCAGCUUUGUGCGACCGCCUCGCAGCGCCAUGAGGGAUGGCUCAGAAGCUGGUGAUAUAUCAGCCUCAUCGCUGCCGAUCCCAACGUCUUCGACGGGCUCGACUUCCACAACGGCGCCGACCAACGGCAUCGGCUCGUCGCCUGCGGCAAAUCCCUUCAACUUCCAGACCGAGUACAUAUCCACGUCGUCGGUGAAGUCGAAUAUCGGCCUCCGUCGUGGCCAUCGCUACAAGCACAGCAGCGUGUCUGCGCAGCACCAGAUCUUCCAGGAGCCUCCACAGCGGCCGCCGCCUGUGUUGCCGGCAUCGCUACCGCUGCCAACGCUGCGCGAGGCCUGGUCCAGCAUGCAGCGCGACCAGCGGGCUCGGCUGUACUGGUGUCUCUGCCACGGGGCCGUCGCCGUCUUUGUGUUUCUGUGUGCGACCCUCGAGGGCAGUGGCGACAGUCUGGCCCUGACGGCUCUGUCACACCUCGUGUUCUUCGACGUCGGCUCGGCUGCCGUGUGUGUCGCUGUCGAUGUGCUCGGCAACUUUGAGGUCUGGCGUCGCUCCACCAUUCGCUAUCCCUUCGGUCUGCGUCGCGCCGAGGUUUUGACCGGCUUCGCCAUGAGCAUCUUCCUCGUCUUUGGCGGCUUCGACCUGCUCAGUCACGACCUCAAGGACUGGUUCGAGGCUGCCACUGCUGCAGCCAACACAAGUGGUGCUGCUAGUGCUACUGCUGCUGCUCGUGGCGAUGGUAGUGGCUUUGUCGGCGAGAACCAUUACCACCAUGACGGCCACGGCCACCACACCCGGUAUGUUCACCCGGGUACCGUUGAUAUCCCUGCUCUGGCCGCCUUUGCCAGCACUCUCGUCAGUGCUUAUGGCCUUGGUAACCACGCCCGCAUCCGUCGCGCCCUAUUGCUGCAGCACGGUGUCCCGCCAUACUCAUCCACCCGCUCUGCUGUCUCGACUGCCGGUAAGAAGGGCCACCUUGGUGAGGCGUCAUCCUCGUCUCCUUUGCCGGCCUCUCUUGCUCCAUCCACCCCGUCCUCGGUUUUUUCUAUCAUUGCCUCCAUCAUCGCCCGCAUGCCCGGUCUACCGGCUGCCAUGGCCAACCCGUUCCACUUCCUGACACUGGGCGUGUCGCUGGUCCUGCUUGUGCUGCCGCUCAUGUUUGUGGCCGUGCAGCCGUGGCUGGAUCGCCUACUGUGCGCCACCAUCGCGCUCUCCAUGUUGCUGCUGGGCGCCCGCCUGGCCACAGCCCAGGGCCUGAUGCUGCUGAUGUCGUUUGCGGGGAAGCCCCAGCCGGUAUCACCAUCCGGCACGGCAAACGGAAAUCUGGGUGGUAGCGUAUCUUUUGUUCUCGAUGAGAUCGCUGCGGAGCCGCAAAUUGCACGGGUCGAGGAUGCUCAGUUCUGGCAGGUUCAUUACGGCCUGUGCAUGGCUAAUCUCCGCCUGCGGGUCGUGCGUGGCUGUGACGAUGGAGCCUUGCGCCAGCUGCGCACUCGUGUUGCCCGCGUCAUCCAAAACCGCCUGGGUGAGGGCUAUGGUCGUGGAAACAGUCUGCGAUGGGAAGUGACGGUGCAGACGAGCGUCGAGGGACGGUGA